Molecule: messenger RNA, 2895 nt
Organism: Jatropha curcas
Lineage: Eukaryota; Viridiplantae; Streptophyta; Magnoliopsida; Malpighiales; Euphorbiaceae
Gene: TOC75-III
Product: translocon at the outer envelope membrane of chloroplasts 75-III
Biological process (GO): intracellular protein transport; protein import into chloroplast stroma; chloroplast organization
Cellular component (GO): chloroplast outer membrane
Molecular function (GO): protein-transporting ATPase activity
Source: RefSeq, a predicted model, not a curated record
CUCCUCUGGUCAACCAACCAAACCCACACCCUCUUCCCUUCUACUUAUGCCUUCUCACUGCUAAAACCCCCAUUUCUCUUCUUCUUAUUCUCUCGCAAUACAGCCAUGUCCUCCUUCGCCGCACCCACCAAUCUAAUUGCCAAUGCUCCACCCUCCUCCUCCUCCUUAUCCUCCCGUCGUAAGUCACGUGCUGCGGCAGCCGCCCCUUCACGUGCUCCCUUCUUCAAAUGCGAUCUUUCCUCCUCACCUUCCUCACAGAACCCUAAAAGUCGCAAUUCCGUGCAACAACAAAAAGUUUCCAUCCUCAAAUCUCUCUCUAAGCCUCUAGCUCUUGCCGCUGGUGCUUCUGCGGCCACUUUAUUUCUCCGCCUCACUCCCAUCCCAUUCAACGACGGGCCUGGCGAUUUCGGAGGUGGUAAUGGCGGAGAUUGGUUUGGAGGCGGCGGUGGGGAUGGUUUUGGUGAGGGUGGAGGAUUUUGGAAGAGACUGUUUUCUGCGGCGCCUGCAAUUGCGGAUGAGUCGCAGUCGCAAGAGUGGGAUUCACAUGGUUUACCGGCUAACAUUGUAAUUCAGCUGAAUAAACUAAGUGCAAUGAAGAAGUACAAAAUUUCAGAAAUCCUCUUCCUUGAUCGGCGACGAGGGGCCAUUGUAGGGACUGAGGAUUCGUUCUUUGAGAUGGUUUCUCUGCGGCCCGGUGGAAUCUAUACCAAAGGGCAGCUGCAGAAGGAACUUGAAACGCUAGCCACUUGUGGAAUGUUCGAGAAAGUAGACAUGGAAGGGAAAGCUAACCCAGAUGGAACCAUAGGCCUUACUAUUUCAUUCACUGAAAGCACCUGGCAAUCAGCUGAUAAGUUUAGGUGCAUUAACGUAGGUUUAAUGCCACAAUCAAAACCCAUUGAAAUGGAUCCAGAUAUGACUGAUAAAGAGAAGAUGGAGUAUUAUAGGAGUCAAGAGAAGGAUUACAAGAGAAGAAUAGAGAAGGCAAGGCCUUGUUUGUUGCCAAUGGCUGUGCAUAGAGAGGUACUUCAGAUGUUGAGAGAUCAGGGGAAGGUUAGUGCAAGGUUGUUGCAGAAGAUUAGGGAUAGAGUGCAGAAGUGGUAUCACGAUGAAGGAUAUGCGUGUGCUCAAGUCGUGAAUUUUGGGAAUUUGAAUACUAGGGAAGUGGUUUGUGAGGUAGUGGAGGGGGAUAUUACCCAGAUGGUUAUUCAGUUCCAGGAUAAGCUUGGCAAUGUUGUUGAAGGGAACACACAGCUUCCUGUUGUCAAGAGAGAAUUGCCCAAACAGCUUCGACAAGGUCAAGUUUUUAACAUUGAAGCUGGGAAACAAGCUCUUAGAAACAUAAACUCACUGGCUUUGUUCUCAAAUAUUGAAGUUAACCCCAGGCCUGAUGAGAAGAACGAUGGAGGAAUCAUUGUUGAGAUUAAGCUUAAAGAACUAGAGCCAAAAUCAGCUGAAGUUAGUACUGAGUGGAGUAUUGUUCCUGGACGAGGAGGACGUCCCACAUUGGCUUCAUUCCAGCCAGGAGGGACUGUUUCUUUUGAACAUCGGAAUAUCAAGGGGCUUAAUCGGUCUAUUCUUGGUUCAAUAACCACUAGCAAUUUCUUCUUGCCUCAGGACGAUCUUGCUUUUAAGCUUGAAUAUGUUCAUCCCUAUUUGGAUGGUGUAUAUAAUCCACGCAACCGUACUCUUCGUGCAAGCUGCUUCAACAGCCGGAAACUAAGUCCAGUCUUCACUGGUGGGCCAGGAGUGGAUGAUGUCCCUCCCAUAUGGGUUGAUCGAGCUGGCCUCAAGGCUAACAUUACUGAGAAUUUCACUCGUCAGAGUAAAUUCACUUAUGGGAUUGUGAUGGAAGAGAUAACCACACGUGAUGAAAGCACUAAUAUAGCUGCACAUGGUCAAAGAAUGUUGCCAAGCGGAGGAAUUAGCUCGGAUGGACCACCAACGACCCUUAGUGGCACUGGAAUCGACCGAAUGGCAUUUCUACAAGCAAAUAUCACGCGUGAUAACACCAAGUUUGUAAAUGGAGCUGUAGUUGGUGAAAGGAAUGUAUUUCAGGUGGACCAAGGCCUCGGAAUUGGCAGCAAGUUUCCAUUCUUUAAUCGUCACCAACUAACUAUCACACGGUUUAUACAGUUGAAGCAAGUGGAGGAAGGUGCUGGUAGAUCGCCACCACCUGUACUAGUCCUGCAUGGCCAUUAUGGCGGUUGUGUUGGCGAUCUUCCAAGCUAUGAUGCUUUUACCCUUGGGGGACCUUAUUCUGUGAGGGGUUACAACAUGGGUGAACUGGGAGCAGCUAGAAAUAUCCUUGAGCUCGGAGCUGAAAUUCGGAUACCUGUGAGAAAUACACAUGUGUAUGCAUUCGCAGAGCAUGGAACUGAUCUGGGAACUUCUAAGGAUGUUAAGGGGAACCCAACAGAAGUAUACAGAAGAAUGGGUCAUGGUUCAUCAUAUGGUGCUGGGGUGAAGCUGGGUUUGGUUCGUGCUGAGUAUGCUGUUGAUCAUAAUACUGGCACUGGAUCAUUAUUCUUCCGGUUUGGGGAGAGAUAUUGAAUGGCAAUUGAUUACAGACUUUGGCCAUUAGAUUUUCUGGAAGAACUGCCAAGAGUUAUGGAUUAAGAGAAUUUUUAUGAGAUCCUAGAACUAGAUGCGUGUUUUAUUUGCAUAGGGCCUUUUCCAAUUGUUCUUGGUUGGUAUAGUUUUUGCUCUUGGCCCUAUAAGAGCCCACAGAGAUGGAGAGAAGAUUGUAAUGUCUUGAUUUAUUUCAUGUACUUUCAUGAGGCACUGUCUUUGGGUAAGCAUAGCGGUUUAUAUUUGAUUGUGCAAAACUGAGAAUAAAUUUUUUGAUAGCUGUUUGAUUUUCUCCUAUUAAGGAUGGAGCUUUCUUGUUUAUUUCUA